UCCAUAUUUAACUCUCAUGACAUGUCACUUAAAAGUAUAAAUUUAUGAUAAGCUAUUAAUUACUUCGUUCAGUGUAGAGUUCAAAUAGACCAACAUUUGUUUACACUGUGCUUUAGUGACCAUGAUUCUUUGUGAUUAGGCCUAAUUUGUUUGCAGUAAUGGAACAACUAUUAUUGGCAAGUGCUAGGGAUGAUAGGUCUAUUCAUCUGGCCAACCUUUCGCUUGAAAAUGAAGUGGAUAGCAGCAAGGAUAGUAAAAUAUUAAUUUCUCCUUCCCUGAAGCACGUUGUUACUUGGAGUCUAAAGAAUUAUUAUUUAUUCAUUUACUAUGUAUCAAAGGAGUUGGAUACUAGCAAUAAAGAGGGUUGUAAACUUAUCACAGUGUGGAAAGAAAAAUUGGCUGAUACGCUAAGUGUUUGUUUUUCAAAUGAUGCCAAAUACCUGGGUGUAUUCAUCAAGUCAAAACAUCAAAAAGUUGUCAUUUACAAUUUAGCUGAGCAAACAGUCGUCAAGAGAAAUGAAGUCCAAUUGGCAGACAUUGUACAGCCUGGCAACCUUUCUCGAGCAAAUGCAGAUAUUUGGGGUUCUGCAGUUGCCACCAAAGAAGAAGAGAUGUUGGUUUACGUCAAUAGAAACAAUAUAGUUAUAUACACUUCACACUCUCUUCAAAGCUUCAAUGUGAUACAUAAUUCUGAAUGUGUCCAAAACUAUUUAGUCAAUUUGGAUAGCAAUACCAAUUUAUAUUAUUCAAAUUCACACUCUUUCUACUAUCUCAACAACACAGGAAUACUUUACAUUUAUCAACUUCUUGAUGGAAGCUUGACUGGUAUUUUUGAUGUCAACAGAGUUUUGCCAAAAAAUCUUAAUUUUUCCAACAUUUACGUCAAUACCUUUGGCGACAGACUUGCUGUAGUGAGCGAACACAACAAAAUAUACAUCUUGGAUAUUUCUAAUGCAAAAGUGCCUCAAUCUUUUUCUUCUCAUCAACCGUACAGUGCCAAAGAAAGUAGUAGCAGUGUCUCAUCGUUCAAAACUUCAGUCAGCAAAAUAUCUUCCAGAAUGGACUCAAUAAAAAGAGAAACGGCAGCGAGAAAAAUAUCUUCAAUAGCAAACGCCACGUCAGCAAUGUCUAAUUGGGCCUCAUAUCUGGAGAGACUCAGAAACGCAAAUACACAAGAUGGCACUGAGGAGGAAUGUACCACUUUCAUCUGUAUAUCUGACAUUACAAAUAAUUUCACCAUUCUAAGUGUCCACUUUCAUCAAGAGAGUCUUGGAGUCUGGACUAUUUCUAAAGAUGAAGGCUAUGAAGGAUUUUAUAGAGUAUACGAUGUUCACACUGGAAGGCUGGAGAGUGCCGAUAUACUGGCUCCUGAUACUCAGAUUGUAUACUGUGACUCUCCUGAUGUCAGUGUGGAUUUUCUGCUUCAUGAUGCAAAACUCAGCCUGCCUCUCGGUUUGGUCUCCAGAGAAACCAUAGUUGAGAAGAUGGGUGUGGAAGAUAGUGGGAGUGCUGAAGGAGUAAAGGAUACAAAAACAACACAUCUGUCCAUGUUACAAGAUGCACUGAUCAGUCAAGAAGUGGACAAAGUCAGGGUGGCUCUGAACUUGCACACACAAGAUUUCAGAUCUAAACUGAGCAAAGAUUCAAAUUCAGACGAGUUGGUUGCCUCCACAAAACAGCUGUUUGAAACCAUCAUAUUAGCUGAGGAAUUGAGUAAGCAGGUUUGCCGCCUAGCGGUGAUACACGCCAACACACUGCUGUCUCUCCUACCAUCGCCUACACCUCAAGACCCGUUGUUGAUUGAGAUCCUCAACUACAUCGCAUUGCUGAGAAGGAAAGACUUGACGGUUUCAGUUGAUUUGCCAAACAUCUUUGAAUGGACUCCGUGGCUGCCAUUGUCAGACGGUGAAGUGCUUUUGAAGGGAAUAACCGUCUCUUUGCCUCUUGUACAAUGCUUCUUGGCCAUUCAUCGCGGGUGGACGGAAGAUGAAAUCCGUGGGAAAAGAUUCUACACACUUGUACAGGACGUAGUGACAACACUUUUGAAAGAAAAUAAAUUGGAUCAGGCUUCGAAUCUACUUACAAAAGUGAGUCUGAAUCCAGAAGAGGAGUUUUGCGCUUUGUGUCUGAAAUGUAAAGAUACUGCCCUACGCGACUUUUUAGUGGACAACUUGAGUAGUAGUUUGACUCCAGAAUAUAAAAGUGCUUGGCAGUUCCUUUCGCUUGUGGAGUCCACUUUGUUGGAUCAUGGUGACCUUUUUCCAAGGUUUAUCGACUCUCCCUUAGCAAUAUCUGAUGUCCUCCUUAUCUCUGAAAAAGGCAGGAGUCAAAUUUUAGCGGACUUGUUUUUCACUACAGGCGAUUCCAAGCUCAAAGAUUACUUGGAAAAAGACGUUUGUUGGGAAUACCUUCUGGAGCACAACAAUACAGAUGGAAUCCUAGCUUGGCUCUCCUUGCAGCGUUCAGACACGUUUGAUUGGCCUUUGGAGCUAUUUUCACAAUGGAAAGUGGAUCAGAACAUGGUUGAGCAAGUUUUAUCCGCUGACUGUACUGAGUUAACUAGGCACAUCGUGUUUAAUAAACUUGCAACGUUUGGCAUUUUUCCAUCUACUGACCUACAAAAUCCAAGCUCCCUGAUGCUAAGGAUGGCAAACGCAAACAUAUUCCCGGAUGUGGAAGAGGUCUUGAAUCAAACCACUGCAAAUUUAUCACCACCUCAGUAUCGAAAGAUAAUGUUAGAACAUGCAAUCAACAAAGGUUUGGUUGAAAUUGUUGUGAAGUCAAAUCUGGAUGAGAUUAGCAUAGAUGAUAAUAAUUGCCCAGACUGGCUGAAACUGUUCAAAGCUCACAGAUUAGCUGGCAAGACGAUGGACAACACAGAUAUUUUAGAAGCUGUGGAAUACUCUUGUCGGUAUCUGGCUUCUCAUGAAUCACUGGAUUUAACAAGCUACCUUAAGCAGCAUCCGUUGGUCGCAGUAGUGUUGGAUCUUUUGAAAAAUAAGAACAUUUGCGAGCUACAUUCCCAUGUCUCCCCACUGCUAGCCGCUGCGUUGCCUGUUGAACCACCGACGCAAGACAUUGACCUGUACUCUGUCCUGUCUCACACUGUACCCUUCCACACGGACAACAUCUUCAAACAUCAACUCUCCAAGGAAAAAAACACUCCUCUACCAGACUUUACCAACGAAAAACUGAAUUCACGCCAUGGAACCAGGUUUUCCCUCGGCUUCAAAGAGUUUCUGAAGCAAGGAAGACCGGCCAGCGCCUUGUCCUUCUUCAUGCAGAAAGAAAGAGGAUCUGACAAGAAGAAGGCAGCUGCUAGAUUGGCUCACGGACUGGCUCUAUGUCACGCUGAAGACACGGUAGUUACCAGCGCUUGUGUGGCGUUUGUGGAACUCCUUGGUAAAAACCCAAAGCCUUUGCGAGCUCACAUUGGUGUUGCUAGAGAGCUCAUCGGACAUCUCAGCAAGAAGACUCUCAAAGAGCACCUGUUCAACUUGGUGCAAUGCAGGCCAGGCACAGCCGCACUACUACUGACAGAACUAGAGACCAGGUUGAUGGCCAAGUGGAGAACCACCAGUCCCGGUAUAGUGACGUGUCUGCAAGACUUCCACUUGGCUGUCAGGUUCUCUGUGUGUCAUCAGCUACCCCCUCCCUCCUCCCUGCUACGCUACAGUCUGGAGACUGGCAACUGGCUGCUGUUCAUACUGACUGCUCAGGUCUUCCAGUACCCGCUAGAUCAGGUGCAAAAGGUCUGCUCAAUGAAUGGCAACUAUGUGAUUAGUGAACAUCUGUACCACUCACUGCACAAUCAAUCAGAGGAUGAAGAGAGCAAGAGUUUUGAGUCUGACACCAACUUGUUCGCGUGUCUGGCGCAGUUUGGCAAUGAUGCAGCCAAGAUGUUCAUUCUAAGUAGACUACACAAUAGCCCUGCAUUGGCAUUGCUUGCUUCGACACUACAGCCUCGCCCAGUAGAGGUAGGCCUGUGUUGGUGGUUGGUCGCCGCACUGCCCUCAGAGGCGACUCCACAACAUCUAGAUGCUCCAUGGACACCUGACAGAGUAACCCAGCUGAUAGAAAUUGUCAUCAAGCUGGGAUACAUACGCACACUCGCACACGCCUUUGCUAUAUUUCAACCGGCCAAUCCAUUAUGUGCUCUGUCAAAUUUCCUGGUAAACAGUGUGCUGGAACACAAGUUCAAAGAAAGUGUUUUGAACUUGAAACUCUUCAUGGCAGUAUUCUCUAGCCUUACCAACGAGGCUCAUCCAGAAUCAACAUUUCUGUUGACCAAGAGUUGGGUGAGUGUCUGUGCCUACCGUGUCGUCUGCAAUGCUCUCGCAUGUUGCUUCCCCUCCGGCUACCUCAGACACUGCUUCCUGCAGACCCUGUGUCAAGUGCAGUUCUCUGAAACUUUGCUAGCUGACCAGUCACUGCCGCUGUAUCUUCGGCUGUCCGAGUGUCUGUUGUCCACUCAACUACAGCUGGACUGGCGUCGUCUGUGUCUAGACGAGGAUUUGUCCCAGCUGGCACAGAUGUUGCACAGUCUGACAGACCAACACAUGUUCGACACAGCGUUCAAGUUUGCUCUCAUCGCUGGCCUGCCUUGCGACAAUGUGCUCGUCACUCAGUGGUCUGUCUUAGCAUCUUCUACAGAACCUAAAGAACGGGAAUUUUGGAAAAGAUGUGAAGCAGCUUUUCAACAGGCAAGCAUUGAUCCAGAGAUCGCUGUCAAUUUUUAUCAAAGACAAGCAGCUAACUCAGAUGACUUGCAGGAGAGAUAUUUGCUUCUCAAGUUUGCCCUGGACUGGAUGCUGAAGACCACCACAGAGUCUGACAUAGUCACCCAGCUACAAACAGAGUUGUACACUACUUGCCUACAAGAUAAAUUCAAAACUGAGGUAAUCACAGAGGGUGUUACACCAGUAUCAUUGAGGUGUCUGUCACAUCACCUGGUCACAUCACAUGUACAGUCCGCACCAAAACUGACCAGCAGCCAGUGUCAUCAGCUGGACUCUAUCAUCCACCAAUUGCUGGUUGUUGGAGACAUCAAAACUGCAUUUGUGCUCCAGUCCAUCUUCAAUCAUGUUAAUCAGGAUUGUGAGUUGCUGUUGGCCUGUAUGAGGUUGGCUGAGAGAGUCACGUCUGUCAGCCAGCUGCCCUCCAGAAUACAGGAGUAUCUAGCUGAUGAAACUAUGCGAAAACCCAAGAUGACUUUGACCUCGCCUAUGCCAAAGAUGCGUUCUAAGAACAACCUGUUACUUAGUGACAACCAGAGUGUGUUGAACACACUGUACGCUCUACAGGCCAACCAGACUUGUACUACGGCCCUCUUUUCCAACAUCAUCAAUGCAUUCAAAGUCUCCUUGGCUCUGAGCUGUGAUUAUAAGGAGAUUAUUCUAGACAGUGAGCCCCUCGGCAGGUUGAAGGUGGAACAUGACUUUGAGGUAGCUUCUGGUCUGCUGAACCUGGCCGGCCUGACACGGUAUGAGGGAACUCAGUACGUUUGUUCUCAGAUAGUGAACGUGUUAACCACAGAUCCAGAGGACGUCAGGUACAUGUUGUGGGGUUGUGACCUGGACGCAGAGUUCUCGUGUAUACUGGAGCUCAGUGGCUCUGCUCUACUGUUGGGCAACUUGCUGCUGGCCUCUGAUCCUCUGGCAUUCUCUCACCCCUCCACCUACAGACAAGGUGUAGAGUUGCUGGUGUUGGCACACAACUGCUUCACCAAGGUGUGUCAUAUGGAAGGCAUCUCCUCUGUACUCAACCUGUCUCACUCUCUCACCAGUAGACUGCUCAACUGUAACCAGUGGCCUCUGAUGGUACGCUUGCUGACUGGAAUCAGCCGAUACACUGAAAUGAGCUACAUAUUCCAGAUAUUGAAAGACAAUGAUCAGUUUGAGUACUUGUUGGGAAAAGGUUUGGAUAAGCAUCCCCAACUGAUGGCUGCCACAUUGGAGUUUGUACGUCACGACAAAGAGUUGUUCUCGCUGGUGGCUCAUCAUUUCAGCAUGUACAGUGACCUAGCUUCUCUCUAUGAAGAGGAAGCUAGAGCUGAACUGUCCAAAGUUGAGAUCAGUGAGGCAGGAGUCGCAGUGAACAGCCACAACAAGACUUGCUUACAAACUGUCAUGUCCAAGUACAGUGAUGCAACAGAGCACUACAUGCAGGCCAAGAAGAUGAAGUGUGGGGUGGUCAGUGUGCAGCAGGCUGAGCUGAUAGCAGUCCAGUUGUCUCUCCUCAACAACACUACAGAGUCUCACGUACCUCGUAUAAUCAACCUGACACAAGAACAGGCAGUCAACCUGGUCAAUACUGUCUUGAGUUGUGAGCAGGCGCACAUUGUGGCCAGUGCGUACAACAUCCCUGUAGACUGGAGUGCAGCUCUCUACCACAACUGUGUAGUGAAGGGAGAUUCUACCUACCUUAACACCUGGACCAGACACCACGAGCUCACCAAGACUGUCGUACAAGACGUGGUCAGGAGAUAUCACGGUGAGAAAGAUUUGGAGACAAACAUGAGAUGGUUUGUGUCGUCUGUGAGUCUCCUGGACGUCAAGUACAGAGUGGCCAGUCAGCUGGGCUUCAAGGACAUUCUGCAAAAUCUGCUCAGCAGUCCAGACAUGGCCUACCUCAAGGACACUGUGUGGCAGAGCGGCUUCAAGAGUCAGUUGUUGUAGACUAACUCUCCUUUGAGAAAUGACGUUGUGGUCUUUGAGGUUAAAUUUUGUCACAUCACUAACAUGGUGCACUGACGUUUUUAGCCAGUUUUAAAUUUUCAUCUCUAGAAAAAAAUAGAGUUUUUAUCUCCACUACUAUAGUAGCAGUGCUCUGUUACUACCUUUAUGAUGACUAUCAUUAAUUGAGGAGCUGGUCUAGUGGUUAGAGCGCGGGACUUCGGUUCCUGAGGUCCUGAGUACAAAUCCCGCCAAAUCACCAUUAGAUUUUAUCUAAAUGAUAAUGCCGCAACCCCUAGGUCUAGCCUAAUGCAAAAAACAAUUCCGAGCUCAUGCCUAGCGUCGUAGGACAAAAAAAGAAAUAAGACCAAAAUGUCCAUGAUACUGUUGUGACAUUCACUGUACUCUACCCUGAAGACCACGAUAGUAAUCGAUCGUGACCUUGGAAUUUUCUUUGAGUAAUCUUAAAGUACCUGUAAUUUGUAUCUGAAUUGUUUAUAAUUUAAAUUCAAAAGGGGUUUCAAAUGUAGUAUCUGCAUCAUGCUGAUAUACAUCAAAAAUUAUCACAAUUACUUUUACACCACAUUAAAAAAUUAUUAUUUCUAGUUUUAGUAAAACAAGACUUUCUAUUGUUUUGCUGUUAUAUUUUGUCUUAUCCGCCAAGGAUUAAUCUAAACUUAUUUUUCACUUGAUAAUAAAAUACUGCAUUUAUUUUUGGAAAGCAAUAACUAAGAUUUAUUUCAUAAAAUAUCUGGAAAGUUCACAAGCUCUUAGCAUGAUUUGAAAAAAAAUUGUUCAACAAGUCGCCUACCAGCUUUCACACUCAGAUAAGAAAGGUCUCAUGUCACAUGGUAUUGAAGUUGUUAAUACUUCCUCCUUUGAAAACUUUCAUGGAGUUUAAAAUUGCAAAAUUAAAUCAUAAUUCAGCAAAUAUAGUUAUUUUAUUUUAAUUAUACAAACUGUGAUAUGGGCUGUGCAUGAAAUGUAGUAAAACAAUCUUAGCUUUUAUAUAACUUUGUAAGUAUAAGUUUUAAAGUACUAUAUUAGAGGUGAAAUCACUUAUUACUGUUUUGCCUACCAAAAAACUAUAUUAAAGUAUUUAGCAUACCUAUAUGAAAUUGUUACCUAUAUUUUACUUGUAAAACUCAAUUGUAUAGCUAUAGUAUCUGUAUAUUUAUAA
This is a messenger RNA of Macrosteles quadrilineatus (aster leafhopper), 7854 nucleotides long. Its product is annotated as spatacsin. The record is from RefSeq and is a predicted model, not a curated record. NCBI's taxonomy places the organism in Eukaryota, Metazoa, Arthropoda, Insecta, Hemiptera, Cicadellidae. Gene Ontology annotation, biological process: synaptic vesicle transport; chemical synaptic transmission; axo-dendritic transport. Gene Ontology annotation, molecular function: protein binding. The transcript is spliced from 40 exons. Gene Ontology annotation, cellular component: dendrite; cytoplasm; axon. Bases 159 to 6677 code for a protein of 2172 amino acids.